CUCGCAACAUGGAGUAUGUACAAAGCCCUCAAAAGAAAACAGAAAAUCUUGCUGAAGCAGAAAUACUUCAAAAGGAAUGGAGGUUUGUUACUGCAACAACAUUUAUCUAGCAAUGAAGGUAAUGUUGAAAAAAUUAAGUUGUUUACUUCAAAAGAGAUGAAAAAGGCGACUGAUUCUUAUAAUGAAAACCGAAUCCUUGGUCAAGGAGGUCAAGGGACUGUUUAUAAAGGAAUGCUAAUAGAUGGAAGCAUUGUGGCUAUUAAGAAAUCCAAAAUGGUGGAAGGAAAGAAAUUUGAUGAAAGGAAGGUUGAACAGUUCAUUAACGAGGUGAUAAUUUUAUCUCAAAUUAACCACAGGAACGUGAUUAAGCUUUUAGGGUGUUGCUUAGAGGCUGAAGUUCCUCUAUUGGUGUAUGAGUUCAUCCCAAAUGGUACAUUAUACGAUCUCAUUCAUAAUCAAAAUGAAGAAUUACCAUUGACAUGGGAGAUGCGUUUACGAAUUGCGAUUGAAAUUGCUAACGCCUUGUUCUAUUUGCAUUCAGCUGCUUCUGCUCCUAUUUAUCAUCGAGACAUCAAAUCUAGUAACAUACUUUUGGAUGAUAAAUAUAGGGCAAAAGUAUCAGAUUUUGGAACUUCAAGAUCAGUUGCACUUGAACAAACACAUCUAACCACUCGGGUGCAAGGAACUUUCGGAUACAUGGAUCCCGAAUAUUUUCGAUCAAGCCAAUUUACAGAGAAGAGUGAUGUUUAUAGCUUUGGAGUUGUUCUUAUUGAGCUUUUAACAGGGCAGAAACCCAUCUCCGCAGAACAAUCAGAGCCAGUGAGAAGCUUGGUAUCUUAUUUUUUGCAUUCAAUGCAGGAGAAUUCCUUAUUUAACAUUCUCGAUCCAAUGUUAGAAAAGGAUGGUCCAGAACAGGAGAUUAUAGUUGUGGCUCUACUAGCAAAAAGAUGCUUGAAUCUUAAUGGAAAGAAAAGACCCACCAUGAAACAAGUAGCAAUGGAGCUGGAGUCGAUUAACGCUUCAGGUGGAAAUGUUAUUGAAGACCAUGGUGAUGAAGAAUCUGAAAUAGAUGACAUGAUCCAUUCAUGGGAGACCAAUCCAAGUUGUUCAAUGUCUAGGACAAUUACAACCAACAGUGUAACUUUUCCAUUAAAUUCAUCUUUCUAGUUUCCAACACUCCUUAAACAAUUUCUCUUGAUUGAUAGCCUUUAACUUCUCUAUUUGUCACACUGGUGGAGUCUUGUGGUUGCCCAAGAAUUCAUACUUGUUUCAUUCAAUGUUAUUUAUGUAAUUAUUUUUAAUUUUAAGGGUACUUUUAUUUUAAUUUGUGAGUAUUAAGUAUGGUG
Messenger RNA from Gossypium arboreum, 1346 nucleotides. RefSeq names its product wall-associated receptor kinase-like 1. The transcript has a single exon. The record is from RefSeq and is a predicted model, not a curated record. Gene Ontology annotation, molecular function: ATP binding; protein serine/threonine kinase activity. Gene Ontology annotation, cellular component: plasma membrane. Lineage: Eukaryota; Viridiplantae; Streptophyta; Magnoliopsida; Malvales; Malvaceae. The coding region runs from base 16 to 1167 and encodes 383 amino acids. Gene Ontology annotation, biological process: cell surface receptor signaling pathway; protein phosphorylation.